Messenger RNA from Platichthys flesus (European flounder), 8346 nucleotides. RefSeq names its product potassium voltage-gated channel subfamily F member 1-like. The transcript has a single exon. The record is from RefSeq and is a predicted model, not a curated record. Gene Ontology annotation, biological process: potassium ion transmembrane transport; protein homooligomerization. Gene Ontology annotation, molecular function: voltage-gated potassium channel activity; protein binding. Gene Ontology annotation, cellular component: voltage-gated potassium channel complex; membrane. NCBI's taxonomy places the organism in Eukaryota, Metazoa, Chordata, Actinopteri, Pleuronectiformes, Pleuronectidae. The coding region runs from base 233 to 1732 and encodes 499 amino acids.
GCACAGGCGCACUGCUCGGCUGAGCUGGAGUGAGGAGACUUGACGCUGCAACCACCGCAGAACCAACACAUCCAGUAUCGUUCAAUUUAAACACAGAGGUUGGGGGAUUUUGCAGCUUUUACGCACAGCGCCGGAGCGUCUGGCGACUUGUUUUUCUACUUUGCCAGCAGCAGGCUGUGUUGAAGAUCUCGGUUCAUUUGAGCAGUUUGGGGUCGGACCUGUUGUCUACACAAUGUGGGGGGUCCAGCGGACGCGGUACGCAGACUGCAACGGCUCCGAAGCAAGCGAGGAGACGGAGGUGAUUGUGAAUAUCGGCGGAGUGAAGCAGGUGCUGUACGGGGACGUGUUGAACCGCUACCCGGACACCCGGCUGGCUGAGCUGGUGGAUUGUUCCCUCAAGUCUCCGGAGGAAAUAUCUUCACUGUGCGACGACUACGACCCGGACACCGGAGAGUUUUAUUUCGACAGGGACCCCGAGGCGUUCAAGUGCGUAAUUGAGUUGUAUUAUUAUGGAGAGAUCCACAUGAAAAGAGGAAUCUGCCCCAUUUGCUUUAUGAAGGAGAUGGAGUUCUGGAAGAUCGACUCGGAUUUCCUGGACGAGUGCUGCACCUGGCACUUGCAUGAGGUGGAGGAUGAACUUGCAGAGAUCGCGGAGAAAGUGAAAACUAUCCUGGUGGACAGGGAGGGAGACCCGUCUGCUGCUGGCUGGCAGCGCUUCGAGAUGUUCCUCUGGAAGCUGAUGGAGAAGCCGGAGUCCUCGAUGCCCGCGCGCAUCAUCGCGAUCAUCUCCUUCAUCUUCAUCCUCGUCUCCUCCGUGGUCAUGUGCGUCGGGACCAUCCCCGACCUGCAGGUGGAGGACGCAGAGGGAAACCUCACGGAGCACCCGACUCUGGAGGUCAUCGAGACGCUGUGCAUCUGCUGGUUCACUGUUGAAUACUUCCUGCGUCUCAUCUCCGCCCCCAACAAAAUCAAAUUCGUGCUGGCUUUCAUGAACAUCGUCGACUUCAUGGCGAUAAUGCCCUUCUUCGUGGUUCUCAUCCUCACCUCCUUCGGCGCCGGGAUGAUGGAGCUGGCUAACGUGCAGCAGGCGGUGCAGGCUUUACGCAUAAUGCGCAUAGCGCGCAUUUUCAAGCUGGCACGUCAUUCCUCCGGACUCCAGACACUCACAUCUGCUCUGAAGAGCAGCUUCAAAGAGCUCGGGCUGCUCCUCAUGUACAUGGGCGUGGGGGUCUUCCUUUUCUCCGCACUGGGCUACACCAUGGAGCAGAGCCACCCGGACACCCUGUUCACCAGCAUCCCACAGUCCUUCUGGUGGGCUGUGAUCACCAUGACCACAGUGGGCUAUGGAGACGUCUACCCCAAGACCACUUUGGGUCGGUGCAACGCGGCCAUCAGCUUCCUCUGCGGGGUGAUCGCCAUCGCGCUGCCCAUCCACCCCAUCAUCAACAAUUUCGUGCUGUUCUACAACAAGCAACAGGUGCUGGAGACUGCGGCCAAGCACGAGAUCGAGCUGAUGGCGCUGCGCUCCGGCACCGGGGAGCUGGCGGCUGCACCCAAUGCGCACCAACACGUUUGCGGUGCGGGGGUGUGGGAUGGCACCAUGCGCUCCUGCCACAGUGAGACAUACAUCCCUUUACUGAAGGAUCCCAGGGGAGGGGCCGGCCUGUCGACCCCUAGCAAGGACACGAGCUUCGGAAGCACGGCCGAGACUACCGAGUAUUUUGUCUCGUGAACAAACAAACACACACUUGCAGAACAGAAGAACCACACAUCAGAAAUAAUUUUACACUGUUGAUUUUUGAUUGAUUCAAACUUAACCUCUGGGUUAAUGAUAGAAGGACGACUUGAGAUUGUAAAUAGCCUCAAUAGAAACUGCAGCCAUGGCCUCUGAGGACCUUCAUAUUUUGAAGAAUUGCACCUAUUAAAGGGACAUAUAUUGACUUGAUGAGCUUUGCCUUUGCGCAGUGACUCCCUGUGGGCUGGGGGGAACUGUUUGAACGUGCAUUCCCCUUUUGUAGACUCCUUAUAUAACUCCCCCAUCCCCAAUCCUCACACUCAGAUUGUAGAAGGCACAGUAGCUUAUUUCCCUGUACAGAAAUAUAUAUAUAUAAAUAUCACCAUGAAUGUUUGUUUUUUGAAGUAAUAAAUUUAGACAGCUCCUGUGAGAGAAAAGACAAAUGUAGUGAGUCCUUGGGAGGUUCAUGAGGCAUCAGGUGUUUGAAAAUGAGACUUACAGUGCCAUUAGGGAAUAUAUGUAGGCAACGUAUCAUGUCUAUCUUUGCCUGCAAUCUACCUGGGAUCAGUGAUAUAUGUUGCGACUCAGAGUGAGGCAGUGUUUCAGAUGUAGAACUCAGUCUGUGCAGGAGCAUGUUAGAAGCAGUGGAUGUGUCAGUCGGGCUGCGAUUCUGCGAAGGAUCAGGUUGUAAACACUGGGACCUGAGCAGCUGCAGGACAUGUUCUUUUAAUGGGUUUACAUUUUAGCAGCAGUCGUCACCACUCUGCUCCGAAUACACAAAUAUACCGAGGUGACGCAGCAACAGGCUGGAUGUUAAACAAAGAAUAAUCCAAAUAAGUGAUAAUAAUAACUUUAUCUGUGGAGCACCAUCAUAAACAAAGUGCAUCACAAGAUCAAGGCCUGAAAAUUCUGAAAAGGGGCAAAGAAGGAGCUCAGAUAGACGAAAAAGAUGAAGAAGAAUAUGAAUAAUCAACCUCUUUUUCAAUAAUUCAUGAAAAACGAUAUUUAAGAGUAUGAAUAUGUCUGUAUCUGCCUCAAGCAUGGGUCUUAAUUCAAUUUUGAAACUUACAGAGAUGAUGUUUCUCACACUGCGUCCCACACUUUAAAAAAUUAACAAAAAAUUGCCCUUUAAUAGCUGCUAUAUUUAAAGGUUAAAAUUCCACAAUUUGAAAGGUCACUCCUACACCAUUAGUCUGAGUGACACCAAACGUUUCGCACAAAUUCAACAUUCCUCAGAAACCUCCUCGCCCGGCACAUCGGGGGAGCUGUAAUUAAAACGGGAAAUUUAAUUCACGUCCCAGUUGGCGAGGGUUUGAUUUUUUUAUUGCAGCCAGGAGGGACAAGCCGUGUCAAGACGUAUGUGCCCAAGUGUUAUUUUAUUAAAUACUAACAAUAGCUCAGAUGUAAAUGCAUGAUUUGUGCUCAAAAGGUGAAACAUCUAAAUAGUUUAACUGAGGAGAACACAGAGGGCGUCAAUAAGAGGUGGAAUCAAAGUGACCUUGUGCAGGCGAGGAGGGUUUGAGUGUUCACACUCACCUCUGGGUUACAUUUUUACUUUGAGACAAAAUCCUCCAUAAGACUGAAUCAUUUCACGCAAGUAAUGAUGGAUAAAUGGCCCAAAUCUUUAAAGCUCCCGUUUAAGUUGUGCUUCCUGAGAGAGAGAGAGAGAUCACGGAGGAGGUCGGGCUAGGACUCUGCAGGUCGUCCACUAACACGUGUCAAACACAGGGUUCUGCUAUCUCCACCGACCAGCUGCCGAUUCACACAUAUCAGAGCGGGAGAAAGGCCUUUGUGCACGCUGACAGGUGGAGCUGGAAUGUCAAAGGCAUGCAUUGUGCAAUGGUACAAUGGCCCCCACCCCCCUGUGUGUAUUUGCAGAUGUACAUGCAAAUAUACAUGUUCAAAUUUAGAUUCAUACGCAUGCACACACACAAACAUCCUCCCUUUCUCCCCCACAAGUGCAUACAAAUAAUUACAAGCACACAAACACACAACCAUCUGGUGUACUCCACAGCGACCUGCUGUGAUCUGACGGCUAAUCACCAGUUUUUACUCCCACAUGUUGGUCAUCUGCGGCGCUCAGUGGGCGUUUUAAGAUUAGAUCGGCUCCUGAGUUACAUGGAAAUUUGUGCUCAUCAUUAUGUUUCCUUUAAAAAGCCACAAAGAGAAUUCUUACAGCUCGUUAAAGGACAUUGCCACUGAUUCAGUGUAUUUUUCUGGACGGUCAGAGCUGUUAUAUCCUCAGAGAUUAUUUUUUGAGUAAAGACGAGUUGUCUGACAAGGUCCUGGGUAAAGAGAUAUUUAUUUUAGCCACAUUAUUAAACAUUAUUUAUUAUUAUUAAAGGUUGUCUGAUGCAUCUACAGAACUAAAUCCUCUCAACACACUAGAAUCAUGACAAAUGGUGGGUUUGUGCUUGUGGGGAGAUUUUCAACUUGUUCUGAUUAUCAGUGAAGGACUUUUCUGUUUUACCAUCUUCCAUUGAUUUGUUUGUUUGUUUGUUUAUCUGGAGGAUUACGCAAAAAUCUACCAAACAGAUUUCAACCAAACUUGCUGGAACAAUGAGACGUAGGCCAAGUGAGAACCCAUUGAAUUUGGGGGACAAAACGGCAUAUCCAGGGUUUAUUGUCUUUAUAUUAUCACAGAUUUAGUGCAACUAGAUGGAAUUUGAGACAACUAUUUGGCCUUAGCGGAGGUAUGCAUUCCACUGAAAGCCAUUCUAAUGUUUAUACGAUCUUGUUGACAUGUCUUUCCACUGUUCACAUGCAGCAAGGGUAGAGAAGAGCAAUAUCUGGCGUGCCAUGUUGGUUUCAUCAUCAUAGUGUUAAACCAUGGAUCAUGCUUGAAGAUGCUGUAAAUAAACACAGCUUGACAUUCAGCCUGAACCCGGUGAUGCUUCCAUCUGCAGCUGCUACAUUCAGUUACCUGGUAACUUCAGUGGAGAGAAACUUAGAGAGAUCAGUGUCGUCUGGGUGAGCUUCAGAGGAUCAAAGCAAUUCCUGAAUCCUUGUGUAUCCCGUCCGGCUGACUGCCAGCUGUGGGAUGGUUUCCUGGUGACGAACCGUCACAGUAGUAUUAGGUUACACCGAACCAUUUGAGGACAGCACGGACACACAGGGACUCUCCCCCACUCCGUCGACCUGUAGGACAGCUCUCUUAUCUAAAAAUAGGUGAAUCCCUGACGGUAUCCUGGAAGCACGUACAGUAUAGCACAGACAAAGAAAAGUUCAAACAAUAGGUAAUUAUGUUGUACAUGUACGUAUGUUGUUUUCACCACAGUUACACAUAAAGUGUUUGUGACAACUAGAAGGAAUCUCAGAAUAGCGCAUGUCUCAUCCAUCCAACAAGUUUCAUUUAAAUCUGGUAGGUAGUUCUUGCGUAAUCCUGUUCACAAAUAAACGGACAGGGGUUAAAACAUCACAAUUGCUCCGACAUGAUGGGAACGCCACUCAGUAUCAAACAUCAGGAUCUGAGUUGCAAAUUGUAGCAAAGAAAAAGACGGCGAGAGAGAAAAGAAACACAACACGGGAGGCAUUCAAAACAGCUCGUGGAUAAAUGUGGCUCUCCAGACGACACUAAAAGCCGAUAAUGUCCAGUCCCAAAUGGAGCAAAUGGGAUAUUUUAAUGGAUUCAUAUCCUGGAGAAAAUGGCCAAACACAUUCAUUUGAAUAAGAAUGUGUAAUGCCAGGGUUGAACAGCCCACCUCUCCGAGCACUAACUCCAUUUGAGAGAUAUUUGACGCAGAGGGAAAAGGUUAUCCACCUGAUUUCACAUUCAGAGGAAAAGGAAAAAGCAUAAUCGACGAGCAUUUUUAUUUUAUUUUUUGUGCAAGAUGAUCUUUUUCAAUAGGAAUGUUUAAAACAGUGCGUGAGCGUAUCCUGGAGCACUUUAAUUCAAGCCGAGAGCUUUCAUGACAAUAAUUACAUAUAUUAAAUUUGACCUUCUACAAAACAGUGGAAUAGGAUGAAGCACCAGACCCACUCAAUGCAUUUGCAAGACCUAUUUUUCAUAUCUUCUUUUUUUCUCCCCCUCUCCCCUCAUCACUUCUUUUUAUUUUGCAGAAUGUAUCUGGUAAAAUCAUCACGUCUUUCCCUUGUGGCUUUUCUAUAACAAUGUGGAUCAGGGAAUAGCGAGUGAGAAUUUAUAGAAGCGGCAGAAUGUAAAUACACUUUAAUUUCACAGAAUCCAAUAACUUGAGCACGGUCACCGCAUUGUAGUGAAUGCAUUACUAAAAAUGGCCCCACAGCUGACUUUGCCAGAGCCUUUCAAGAUGUCAAGUUAGAGUGUCAAACAAUAAAAUCAACACAGGCGUGCUGCGGCAACAUCAACCCAGACGGGUGGAGAGGAAGUGCAGCUUGUGCAAAGAGCUGAGUGAAGGUUUCUGUUUGAGGGAAGCUGCUGGAUAGAAGCUGUGGAAGGCUGCACCUUCGGAGGCUACUUUUGCAGACUGUCACAGCGAGACACCACUAUAGACGUCCCCGUUUUUUAAUGCUCCUUCAAAUGAGGCAGACGAAUGCGUCCUUCUGUUUCAGAGAAGUAAAGGCUCCGGCUGGUGGAUCCUUCCUGGACCAACAUAUCAUAGGGUUCAGGAUACAAACUGUUUUUCAAGGAGACAAUUGUGCCGGCAAGCGACAACAUGUCCAGGUCUUGAUGUCACGCUUAAACUCAAUCCACAGCUAAUGAUUAAAAAGAAAACCAAGGGAGAGUAGAACUUUCUCCUCAUGACAAACUUCAGCUCUUCUUGACCAGAGCUUCUUAAUUCAGUUCGGUCUUGCAGCCCCUGAAUUGAGACACAGCCUCAGUUGUGGCUGCACUGACACUGAGGUGUGGGCUGAACUCAGUAUUCACCAUGAACCAGGUCUACGUGUCUUGGUUGAUCGCUUCAGUAGUUUAUUACCUUUUAUCUUUUGUCUUAAUGAAAAUACAGAUUUAUGCUCAGCAACUCCUGAGAGGGAAAUUAAACCGUGGUGGAUGAUGUCAAACUACGGCCUCAGUGGACGUAAUAAACGUGAAGCUGUUGAAACCCUGUACGUGAUGAGAAGACAGAGGAAAGUGUGCUUUCAGUCCUGCAGCCAGAUCAGUGUCUUGAGAUUUGACUUGAAGCUGGUGGUUCUGGUCAGUUUAAUACUCAGCCUCAGUGAAAACAUCUGCGUUGGCUCCUGCUCAAGUCGCUUUACGACGUUUCUACGCGACUCCGCCGGGUCGUCUGCUGCGCUGAGACCAAACCAGGUUCCUGCCAUGUAGAGAGUAACAUCAGAUCUCAUGCUGUAGAAAAAUAACCUCUGAUUAGAGUCAUCUGUUAGAAAUGUUAAACCAAGGGGAACAACAAAUGUGUAUUAACUUAAAUUAUUAUAAUCCAUUAUAAUCUUGCAUACUGUUUGGAGCAUAUGGAACAAUAUUUACACAAAUGUGCAUUUUAUAUUUUACAGUUGUAAUUCAAUGAAAUCACUUUUUGAAAUCUGCUUUAAACAGAUAUCUUCUCUGCUUCAAUGUUGAAAGAAUAGAGCUUCCAAGGGGGCGUGAAUAAUUGAAUGGGCACUGAAGACUUGGACUUUAUGUAGGAAUUUUGUGGCCUCAUCAAUCUGAAAUCCCAGAGAACAGCUGAGCAGCAUCUGAUGACCACUGUAUGAGACCCCCUAAAUAUAGCUCUUACAUUUUAUGAAUAGGAAGAGCUUAAAAUUUAAAUUCAGCAGUCGGAGAUUGUAAUUAAUACCAUAGAGACCUGAGAGUUUUUAUUCUUUCCCUUUAACUCUGAGCAAAAUUCCAUUGGGACUGAAUGUGAAAUUCAAAAAGUCUAAGAACCAACUGACACCGUUCAGUCACCGGCAGGAGUGUGUGAAUUCUGCAACCAUGAAUAUGUAAAUUUAAAGUUUGAAUCCCAGUGAAGCUGUUUUAUUCAUGUUUGUACCCAUUAAUGUCUUGAAUAAUGUUUCUUUGAAUUGUCAUUUAGUGUAUCGAGGCUCUGUUUUUUUCUGUCACUGCUUAACUCUGUUGUGCUGAUGGCUUUGAUCAGGCCACGGGUUUCUACUGCUCACAUUCUCCAGAGGAACUUGAAAGCGUUGCAUAUUGACAGCUUUAAACGACUUGUUCAAAGCCACAGCUUGUUAAAGGAGCCUCGGAUUAUUUAAAAAAAACAAUUCUCGGGUUUUCCAGCAAAUUAAUUUAAUUUGAAGGUUGCAAACAGCCACGCUCUUAGGAACUGCUCUCCUGUGGACCUCAGCCUAUUGUAUAAAAAAUUUCUCCUUCUAGUGACGCUGUGUCACUUCCGGUAAAAAACUGUGUGGACAUGUUAGGUUCGGGGGUGAAGUUUUUGUUUGGAUUACCUAAAUGAUUAAUUUCUGGUAUGUGGACUCAGCUGUAGACAUUUCUGACUAAUGCAUGUAUUAAACAGUUUGUAUUUUACGGGGUAGGCAUGAUGGUACCUGCUUGGUUCUGUGCCUUCCUGUGUGGAGUUUGCAUAUUCUCCUCGCGUCUGUGUGGGUUUUCUCCAGGUAUCUGCCUCCCACUACAAUCCAAACACAUGCCGAUUGGGAUAAGCAGUAUAAAUAAUGGAUGGAUAGAGUCUGAAACACAUCACCAAGCCUGUCAAUAAAGGGUCAAUACAUGCCAUAUA